Paramecium octaurelia is the source of this 552-nucleotide messenger RNA. The record is from the annotation of a GenBank genome assembly. NCBI's taxonomy places the organism in Eukaryota, Ciliophora, Oligohymenophorea, Peniculida, Parameciidae.
AUGUUUGAAGAAACCGAAAGAUAAUUACUAAAAUUUCUUAGGAGUUUGGCCAAAGAUUCAACUGAAGAGAUAAUCAUUGAGGAUGCUGAAAUGGAUUGUAUUCCAGAUUCUAUCAAGGCCGAAUUGGAGAAGUUUAGUCUACUGUCUCUUCAAUUGAAUAAGUGCAAAUUAAAGAGUCUCUCCAAUCUACCUGAUUCGAAAUCUAUAAUCAGAGUGUGUUUGGAUCACAAUCAAUUGAGUGGGAAGGAAUUGUCCAAAUUAAAUAUCUACCCAAAUCUUGUUGCCUUGUCGAUCAUGGAUAAUCAGUUCGAUUCUAUUGAGGACAUCAAAUAGCUGGCUUUGCUCAAUCAUCUUUCUCAAUUAAAUGUGUACAGAAACCCAGUGGCUGAUCAACCCAAAUUUAGAUAGGAGACCUUCGAAGUCCUAAGCAAAUUAGUGUUGUUAGAUAAUCUAUCCAAGACUGGGGACGAGAUUCAAUUGAAUGAGGAAGUGAAGAUCAGCAAAAAUUUGGAAACCAUCGAUCCUUCAGAUUAGAGAAAAAUAAUAGGAUGA